CGUUGGAUAAGAACGAGCACACGCACGAGCAAUCGUUAUGUUGAAAACGCGAUUGACGAGUCUCCUGCGGGGCGUGAAACUGAUCGUAGAAGUGGUCGUGAUGGUGAAAUAUCAGCGAGAGAUGGAGGUCCUACUAGGUCUACUCGUGGGAAUGAAGAUUACUA
Amoebophrya sp. A25 is the source of this 164-nucleotide messenger RNA. The record is from the annotation of a GenBank genome assembly. NCBI's taxonomy places the organism in Eukaryota, Dinophyceae, Syndiniales, Amoebophryaceae.